GGAAGCGGAUGUGUACAUGUGAUGUGCAGCUUGCAGCUUGUAGUAGGGUUGAUUCGUUUUGAUUAGUUUGCAUUUGUGUCUGUUAAAGAAUGACUCUCUUGUUUUUAAAUCUUCUUUGAUAAAUGAAAUAAAAUAUUGCACUUUAUUGAUGUGAGUCGGUCCAGAGUUUGAUAGCGUUACAUCUCAGACAGCGGCUAACUGCUGGUCAGAGUGAGUUGCAGAACUAGCCAACGUUAUACGAUAUGUAACGAUAACUAUUUAGCUAUCUGAAACGUUAAAACAUUUUUGUAAAUUUACUCAAGACUUACACCGCACGAGCACAUGGCAUCUCGGCAACCUUUCACAGAUUCCGACACUGCAGAUGAAGCAGUUCGGACAACUUGCGAUGACGCAUCAACAUGUAAAAGAUUUGCAACUAGUAAAGGCUACUGGGCAGAUCCUUAUAUCCAGUAUUUUGUGAGGACGACAGGUGAACGAAAAGCCCCUGAGAUCAACAGAGGUUAUUAUGCCCGAGUUCACGGAAUGAACCACCUGCUGGAUGCUUUUCUCAGGAAAACGGACUGCAACUGUCAGGUGGUGAAUCUUGGUGCAGGGCUAGACACCACCUUCUGGAGAUUAAAGGGUAUGAACAUGAUGCCAAAAAAGUAUUUUGAAGUUGAUUUCCCAAUGAUUGUAGCUAGGAAAAUACACAACAUCAAGACUAAACCACCUUUAUCCAAACCUCUUAUUGAGACUCACUCAACUGACUCUCUUCUGUUUGAUGGCCACAGCCUGGACUCUGACAGAUAUUGCAUCAUCGGUACCGAUCUAAGGGAUCUUCCAGACCUAGAGGAGAAGCUGAAGAAAUUUCAAAUGAAUGUCGAAUUACCUACACUGUUCCUGUCGGAGUGUGUGCUGGUGUACAUGACCCCUCUCCACUCCAACAAGCUGGUGCACUGGGUGGCAGACACGUUCCACACAGCCAUGUUCGUCAACUACGAACAGGUGAAUAUGGCCGACCGCUUUGGCCAGGUGAUGGUUGAGAACCUGCUGAGGCGCCAGUGCACUCUUGCUGGAGUUGAGGUGUGCCAGUCUCUGGAUUCACAGAAGGACCGCUUCCUGUCAAAUGGCUGGGAGAACGCUGAUGCUCUGGAUAUGAUGACCGUCUACAGCCUUUUGCCACAGGACGACAUAGCCAGAAUCGAGCGUCUGGAGUUUCUGGACGAGAGGGAACUGCUCCAGCAGCUCCUUCAACACUACUGCAUUUGCUGGGCGUCCAAGGACAAGCUCAGGCUAGGGCUCUCCCAGGUUGCGUUCUGAUGAUGGCGGGGCCGGGCCAGUGACCGGCGGCCAUGAAGAUGUCUCAAAGUGCCAUUCAUUCGCCACUCGUGCCGGACGGGAGGAAGUGCGGGGUCAUCUGGACAAUGGGUUUUCCUCGCAGUCCGGCGACGACAAAACAUGGAAACCACCACAUCAGCAGUUUAGUCAUUUUCUUUGUCUUUUUUUUUUUACGUGGCUUUCGCCUUCCACACCCAUGAGUUUUGGUGUUCUUUUCAUGUUGAAUGAGAUUGGAUCCAACCAUGUGUCAGAUUAAAGCAAUCGUCAUUACUAACUCAUUUUGAGACAGUUUCAGGCACUUGUUUUUAUAAUGUCGUUAUUUAUUUGUAAUGUUUGUGUUAUCUAGAAAGCACUAUAUAUUUUCAGACAUCUGGUGUUGCUUAAAUUAUUUGAUUGUCCAAUGCUCUAAUUUUCUUGUAUAUUUUACUGCAUGGUAUUCUGUGGAUACAUUUUGAUAUGGUUGAGAAUAACUACCAUUGCUCAAUUAAAGUAUUGAUA
This is a messenger RNA of Sardina pilchardus (European sardine), 1815 nucleotides long. It is a transcript of the gene lcmt1, whose product is annotated as leucine carboxyl methyltransferase 1. Gene Ontology annotation, cellular component: cytosol. Gene Ontology annotation, biological process: C-terminal protein methylation. The transcript is spliced from 11 exons. NCBI's taxonomy places the organism in Eukaryota, Metazoa, Chordata, Actinopteri, Clupeiformes, Clupeidae. Gene Ontology annotation, molecular function: protein C-terminal leucine carboxyl O-methyltransferase activity. Bases 322 to 1299 code for a protein of 325 amino acids. The record is from RefSeq and is a predicted model, not a curated record.